AUGUUCCAGUCUAAACAGCAAUGUAACACAAAACCACGACAUGUAAAAAUAACUCAAUAUUGUUUAUGACAUAUGUUCGAAUGUUUUUGUUUUGAAAAUUGACACAAAUGGCGAUGAAUGAAAAUUCAUUUGUUAUUUUUCUAAAGAAGUGCCAGUUGUACUACGAAAGUGUUGAAAUUUGUGUAUAAAUAAAAGAAUUGAAAAUAAAAUGACAGAAGCACAGCCUCCUUUGAUUCUCUGCAUGGAGAACGCAGCAGGAGAAGAUGUGGCUCUUAAAAUAGAGCCAGAUGAUAACUUUCAGACUUUUCUGGAUAAAGCUAAGUCUUUACUAGGUUUCGAUGUAGACCUCAACUCGAUCACCAGAAACCAGCCUGUCUCCCUAGCAGACAAUGUCUACCAAUUCCUUAUAACAGCUGAACAGAACUUGCAACAAGACGAAUUGGCUCAAAACUUUGAUCAAAUGUUGGAUCCAAACGAUGGGGCCAACGAUUUGGUCUACAUACUAGACGAUGGCACUCAGAUACGAGCUUCGCAGAUACAUUUUGAUAAUGACGAUCCGUUAAUAGAUCUCACAGCUGAAAAGAUUCCCUUUGUGAAGUACGCUGAUGACGUCACAGAUGAUUUAGACGUGGAAAAUGUUAAUAUACAGGAAACUAAGAAGAUUAAUAUCGUUGAGAGUCCAGUCUCUCGCUGGUCCAGUAAGAAUUCCAGUCCGAAAUGCAGUUUCGUGAACUCUCUGCCUUUCAAACUUGUAUGCAAUAAUACGUCGGGUUUCGAAGCUCAAUUCACGAAGUAUCUAGAAGCUAACACAGCCAAAACGUACGCGACUUUGAACCCUGUGACAGCUAGGAAUAAGUCUCCAAAAAGCUUGAUAAAAGACAACUUUAAAAACUACGAUGAGAGUUAUCAACGUAGCGACAAUCUAUCUUAUACUCGGGAGGACAUUCUGAACAUGUUCAAAGACUCCCCGAUGACGUCACUGCCUUAUGACCAAGGGUAUGGUGAAAGACGACAUGUUCGGAAGACCGACCCGUCCAGACUCGUUCAUAAGAACUGGAACAAGCCGAUUUCUUAUGUCGAUAUUGACGGGACUUUGAUUGGAGAAAGUGAGAGCCAGAUUUGUUUUAUUUGUGGGAAACAUGUUGAUAACAGUGUCGAUAAGUUGUAUCUUUUCGAUAAUGAGGACCAAAGACUACACAGAUGUUCGCCGCAGAAGAAAAUGUCGACGCAAUUAAAAAUUAUAUGUGAAUGCUGCCUUAAUGAGAACUUUAAGCCGUGCAGAAUGAAAAGCGCCAACCAGUUUCUGAAUCCGGACGAAUUUCUAGUCAUAAGAAACAACCAGCAAUACAUAUUUCAGAAAAUCAAAAAUUUCAGUUUCACACAUUUGGGGAAAGCGAAGGAAAUCAUAAACAAGAUAGAAUCUAAAGUCACAGACAAGGAAGAGUUCGUUAAAGUGGAAAUUGGGUCAGAUGGAGAAAUUAUUACCAAGCCCAUAGACAAUGAUCCGCGUUCUGAUGACGUGAUCAUAGUGAAGGACGAGAAAAAGGACGGCAGUUCCAGUGAUGUAGAGAUUAUAGAACCGGAACCGGAAAUAGAUAAUAUCAUAGACAAUUUGGAGGAGGCUGAUGAGGAGGUGAAGGAGUUUUUGGGGAAGUACCAGUGUGAUAGCAGUGAGGUUACUGAACUUAAAUGCAGAUUCUGUGAGAAGAUAUUCGCUGAACUAACGGAAGUUACCGAGCAUUCCGAGACACAUAAACAUGAGUUGGAAGAUGGUGAAGUGUAUCCAUGUCCAUUGUGUAACUAUGGAUAUGCAAAUCUAAAAUGGCUGAAAGGUCACUUGAAAGCUGCCCACGAGAAAUCUGAAACUAGCAAUAAAGAAGAUGAUCAAAUUAAAGAGGAAGACAAAGGCGACUCACAGACUUCGCCAAAAGUGUCGUCGCCGAUAGCUAAGCGCACGCGCAGCUCUAGUAAGAAAGAUGGCGAUAGAAAAGAUGAGAAGCCAUCAGAUGAAAUUAAAUCAGAUUUGAACCCUGAAGAGGCGGAACCGCCAGUUAUAAAAACGGAGGUGAAACAAGAGUGCGUGGACAGCAGCGAGGAUGAGAUCUGGAUCGUGCAGACUGCUGAUGCUGAGGCCACGCAGGAGCUGCAGAAGCUCAUCGAUGCUGCCAAGGUGACCGGUGAAGGGCAGGAAGAAUCGACUAAGACACAUAAAUGCUUUAAUUGCAGUCAAAUAUUCCCGAGCGCGGAAGGUCUGUCGAACCACCGAUGCCGUCGACGCGGACGGAAGCGGAAGUCAAAAGACCUCGUCAACCUUAUAUGUAUACCCACAGAAGAAGAUUUUCUUAAGAGAGCACAGGGUCGUCCAAGACAAAUUGAUACAUCGACCGACAAUGAUCUUCUAGUUUUGCGUCCAAGAAAAAGACGUAGCCGUGAACCGACCUCCAACCCUCAAGUGGUGACCUGUCACAAUUGUAACGAAUCCUUCACGUCUAAAGUUAGACUCAAGUUUCAUAUGCAGUUUCACGACACGACAUCCUUGCUAGCGGCGGACGGCAGAUACACCUGUUCGGAGUGCGACGGCGCCAUCUUCUCGACGGAGACGGAGCUGUUCGACCACGUCCACUUCCAGCACGACAAGCAGAAGCAGUGGCAGUGCCCCGUCGAUGGCUGCGGGAAGACCUUCUUCCUGAGGGCAACACUGACGAAACACAGUCGUACACACACAGACACGCGUCGCUACGUGUGUGUGACUUGCGGAAAGCGGUUUCUUGACAAGCAGACGCUGGACGAACAUGGAGUUACUCAUUUACAGAUCAAGCCGUUCCAGUGCCACAUCUGCCUGAAGCAGCUGACGCGGCGCUCGCGGCUGCGCAUGCACGUGCGCGCGCACGAGGAGGAGCUGUCCCCCAGCCUCGUGCGCGUCUGCGCCGUCUGCGCGCGCGCCUUCCGGGACCAUCCGCAUGCACAGGUGCCCACUAGCUACACUCACAUGCACGAGGAGGAGCUGUCCCCCAGCCUCGUGCGCGUCUGCGCCGUCUGCGCGCGCGCCUUCCGGGACCAUCCGCAUGCACAGGUGCCCACUAGCUACACUCACAUGCACGAGGAGGAGCUGUCCCCCAGCCUCGUGCGCGUCUGCGCCGUCUGCGCGCGCGCCUUCCGGGACCAUCCGCAUGCACAGGUGCCCACUAGCUACACUCACAUGCACGAGGAGGAGCUGUCCCCCAGCCUCGUGCGCGUCUGCGCCGUCUGCGCGCGCGCCUUCCGGGACCAUCCGCAUGCACAGGUGCCCACUAGCUACACUCACAUGCACGAGGAGGAGCUGUCCCCCAGCCUCGUGCGCGUCUGCGCCGUCUGCGCGCGCGCCUUCCGGGACCAUCCGCAUGCACAGGUGCCCACUAGCUACACUCACAUGCACGAGGAGGAGCUGUCCCCCAGCCUCGUGCGCGUCUGCGCCGUCUGCGCGCGCGCCUUCCGGGACCAUCCGCAUGCACAGGUGCCCACUAGCUACACUCACAUGCACGAGGAGGAGCUGUCCCCCAGCCUCGUGCGCGUCUGCGCCGUCUGCGCGCGCGCCUUCCGGGACCAUCCGCAUGCACAGGUGCCCACUAGCUACACUCACAUGCACGAGGAGGAGCUGUCCCCCAGCCUCGUGCGCGUCUGCGCCGUCUGCGCGCGCGCCUUCCGGGACCAUCCGCAUGCACAGGUGCCCACUAGCUACACUCACAUGCACGAGGAGGAGCUGUCCCCCAGCCUCGUGCGCGUCUGCGCCGUCUGCGCGCGCGCCUUCCGGGACCAUCCGCAUGCACAGGUGCCCACUAGCUACACUCACAUGCACGAGGAGGAGCUGUCCCCCAGCCUCGUGCGCGUCUGCGCCGUCUGCGCGCGCGCCUUCCGGGACCAUCCGCAUGCACAGGUGCCCACUAGCUACACUCACAUGCACGAGGAGGAGCUGUCCCCCAGCCUCGUGCGCGUCUGCGCCGUCUGCGCGCGCGCCUUCCGGGACCAUCCGCAUGCACAGGUGCCCACUAGCUACACUCACAUGCACGAGGAGGAGCUGUCCCCCAGCCUCGUGCGCGUCUGCGCCGUCUGCGCGCGCGCCUUCCGGGACCAUCCGCAUGCACAGGUGCCCACUAGCUACACUCACAUGCACGAGGAGGAGCUGUCCCCCAGCCUCGUGCGCGUCUGCGCCGUCUGCGCGCGCGCCUUCCGGGACCAUCCGCAUGCACAGGAGCAUGCAUCGAAGUCCACCGAAUGUAUCGAGGCGUUUGCAAACGAACUGAAAGAGGAAGCGGAAGAGGUGACUGUCCAGCUGUCGCCCACUAGUGGACUCGUCAGACAUACUGUGCAGAUUGUUGAAUCCCCAAAACUGUCGAUGCCGAUCAAGCGCCAGGUGUCUCCAGAGGUGGGUGAGCCGCUGUUGUCACAGCUGGCGGACGAGGCGAGAGCUCUCAUUAGAGUGGUCGAAAUAGAGAAGGCAUUCAGAUGCGAGUAUUGUGAAGACGUUUUCUACUUGGAGAGCGGCCUGAACGCGCACCGCGCGAUACACAAGGGCGUAAAGAACCCCUUCACCUGCCAUAUAUGCAAAGUCAGCUUCGCGACUUACUCCAGAUGUACGACCCACAAGACGACCCACGGCUUCUACAAGCGCUCGCUGGCCGACACCAAGAAGCAGGCGGGCGCGCCCACGCGCAUCCUCGGCUACGGGGACUUCCCCGUCGUCAAGCACUUCCUGUGCGAGGACUGCGGCCGUUCCUAUUUACACUGGACGUACCUACAAGUGCACAGACGUAUGAAGCACGCGAACGAAAACUUUUUAUACAAGUGUAACCAGUGCGACUUGACCUUCCCGAAUAGUUGGAGUCUAGCCUACCACCGUAAGAAGAUCCACGGCAAGACAGGACCUGAUGACCCUGGCUCCACCAGCAAGAUCAUGAGGGAUGAUUACAGGAUACCAUGCCGCGAUUGCGACGAAGUUCUGCCAAACAAAACUGCACUCUAUAAGCACAGGAAGAAGGAGCACAGUGACGGAGCAGCGCGCGUUAAGAAACAGGGCGAGGACAGCGGGACGGGUGGCGCGUGUUCACGCUGUCACGCUACCUUCACGCACGCGUCGGACUUGCAUAAACAUGUCAAAGAAGUUCACAAACAAGAAACAGAGGCAUCGUGCACUUCGUGCCUAACUUUAGACUACCGUGUGCCGCCGUCCCAGCCGCUGGGCAACCCGGCCCAGGCUGGGCAGGCCCGCCGCCCACACUUGUGCCCAGUGUGUGGGCAUGCCUUCAGGACGUUAUCUAUGAGGAACGAACAUCUGCGGGUCCACACUGGAGAGAGGCCGUUUCCUUGUGAUGUCUGUGGUGUUGCGUUUAGAAGGUCUACGGCCAUGCGUAAUCACCGCCUGAUCCACACGGGGGUCCGUGCGUGGGCAUGCGGCCGCUGCCCGAAGCGGUUCCGGAUCCGGUCGGAUCUGCGCACGCAUCUCAGGCUUAAACAUCCUGCCACCAUACUUGUCAUAGAAAUGGAGGGCAUGAACCCGACUUCAGAUGAGGUGAUGAAGACCCUCGAGUUACACAACGUGCCGCACGACAAGCUCAUUGAGGUCACCAAGAUGUCUUUCGCAAAGGGUACAGCGAGUGUGAUCCCGUGCAGCGCCCGCGCGCUGGCGGCGCUGGGCAGCGUGGCGCGGGACAGCGUGGCCUGCGGGAAGCCCGCCCCGCCCCGGAUGUUGGAAGACUUCCAACCAGCUCGGCGCGGCCGCGGCAUCGCCAAGAACCCGCGCCGGGCCAAGAUACUGCAUGCGCCGCAUACGCCGCAUACGCAGCAUACCCCGCAUACACCGCAUACGCAACAUACGCAGCAUGGUGCCAUGCCGCAUGCAUCGCACUCGGCAGGAUAUCCUAUCGCCGAGUUAUCGGACUUAAAUGUGCAACUUCUACUUCGCGAUGGAGUCCUAGUCAACGGCAACCAGAUGGUGCAACUACAACUGGACGACCCCAUGUUGUUGCAGUGAGGGAGACAUGACCAGUGACGUCAUACGUCUGGUUUGAUACACACGGUGACCAGUGACGUCAAAAGUCCGGUUUCACACUAAGGCGACUUUUUGUAAUAAACAGAUGAUAAAUAGCACUAUGGGCUCAUAUAUGAAUUAAAUUUGAGUGAAAAGCAGUUUAAAUAAUUAAGGGCCGAUUUUCCAAUAGCUAGACAUCUUUUUUUCGAGCCUGUUUUGUAGUUGUUAAUUGCGUUGUCACCGGGUUUGAAGCUACCCUGAAAAUUUCAGCCUGCUAGCUUAUAGGAAGUGCUUCAAAAUUGAUUUGCAUAAAUCCAACCGGAACGACAAACAAACAAGAAAGUGAGUGUAUAAAAACGUGGUAAAAUGAGUUUAGUUGGCAUUUGUAACGAACUGUAUCAUCGGCAUUUAUGUAUUAUAUAGAUUUAUGUGUUAUUAACAUUUAUUUCUACAUUUUAACUGCACACUAUUAACUUUGUCCAACAUGCUUUAUAAAAUACAAGCCUAAACUCCCACUGCUGGGCUCAAGCUACUUCUCACACAGUAAAUGUUAGAGUAUUACAAUUAACACCGUAAGGAUCACCAUGUUAUCUUACUGCGUUCGAUUUCAGUUUCCAAUAUUUGGAAACCAGGCACUUUCAUGAUAUUUUCUUUGAUCAUUUGUUAAUUUGUUAAAAAAAUACAUAAAACUUUGAAAAAGUCACAUUGGUACUUAGCCUGCGCUGGGAUCGAACUUGCACCACUUGCAUACAAGUCCAUAGUUAGAACCGCUAGGCCACCACGACACUGCAUUUUAAAGUAAAGUUAAAUUGAAUGAUGGAUUGAUUGUUUACUCUAAUGCAAUUAUUUUGUAAGUGCAAUUAAUUUAGUUAUAAUUUUAUUAUUGUAUUUACUAAUAAAGGUUUCAUUGUUUACUA
Messenger RNA from Trichoplusia ni (cabbage looper), 6921 nucleotides. RefSeq lists its product as uncharacterized. The transcript has 29 exons. Bases 209 to 6007 code for a protein of 1932 amino acids. Gene Ontology annotation, cellular component: nucleus; chromosome. Gene Ontology annotation, molecular function: DNA-binding transcription factor activity, RNA polymerase II-specific; chromatin insulator sequence binding; RNA polymerase II transcription regulatory region sequence-specific DNA binding. The record is from RefSeq and is a predicted model, not a curated record. Gene Ontology annotation, biological process: regulation of transcription by RNA polymerase II. Lineage: Eukaryota; Metazoa; Arthropoda; Insecta; Lepidoptera; Noctuidae.